Megalobrama amblycephala (Wuchang bream) is the source of this 1675-nucleotide messenger RNA. It is a transcript of the gene cd302, whose product is annotated as CD302 molecule. Lineage: Eukaryota; Metazoa; Chordata; Actinopteri; Cypriniformes; Xenocyprididae. The coding region runs from base 72 to 803 and encodes 243 amino acids. The transcript is spliced from 6 exons. Gene Ontology annotation, molecular function: signaling receptor activity. The record is from RefSeq and is a predicted model, not a curated record.
UGCGCGUGUUUGUGUGUAUGUGACGCGCUCAGGCUCAGCCUCAGCCAUGAUAUCUGUGCUGUGUUGAAAACAUGGAGUCCAGCACUCGUCCUUUUACAUUGUUUUACACCGUUCUUCUCAUUCUUACGUGUCGUUACGCGCGAGGAGAGGACGCUCUUGACUGCCCUGCAGAUGGACGGACAUGGUUGACUUUCGGCCUCAACUGCUAUCACUUUGUCCAUGGAGAAGAGGACGUUGCCAAAAGCUACACUAUUGAAAAUGCAAAAGAGAUGUGCAAAGGAUAUGAUCUCUUGACAGUAAAAAGUGCUGAGGAGAAUGACUUCAUCGUUAAGUACAGCCCUUUUGUGUGGAAAGGCAAAAUGAACGUUUGGCUUGGAAUGUACUAUGACAGCGACGAAGACGUCUUCAAGUGGCAUGACGAUAACAGCGUGUUGCGCUAUAAUAACUGGGAGGACGGCUACGAUGACACCGAUCUGCCUCUCAUGGACACGUGUGUCGCUCUUCACUCCAACACGGGGAAGUGGGAAAACAUCAGCUGCACGGAUGAACCUGAGAACGGAGUAGUGUGUCAGACGAAGGCACUCUGGAUACCCCCACCCAAGAACAGUCCUCUUCUCUCAGCUCUGGUCAUCAUCAGUGUGGUUCUGAUACUGGUCGUUUCUGCAGUGGUUUGGUUCCUUCACCAAAGAAGCAGCCCGGGUUCAUCCAUCCUCAACCUGAUUGAGUACCACCCACCCUUCAGAUCCCCGUCCACCGAUCAGACCUGCUUAGUAGAAGCUGAAGAAAUUGAGGAGAUGCCUUAGAGCUCAAUGCUGUGAUGAUGAUGUUAGAAUAAGUGGCAGGCGUUCAUGGGGAUCGUGAACUCUUCCUCUUCACUGGUUCCUCAGGGUUCCUCAGCUACGGUCCACACAGAGCAAAAUACAAGUCAAAUGAUCUCUCUUCUUGUGGGUGGAAUGAAGGACUGGAUGGGGAAAUAUGAAUGCCAUGUGUGAAAUAAACAAUUAAAGAGAUGCUGGGGCUUCAUUACGCAGGAAAAUUAAGCACAUGUUUCUUUCUCCCUCACGACUCAAAUGGUUAUUGACUCUUUUUGCUUUACUAAUAUUUCCUCUGUGUCAAAUUGGUGAGAUUAGUUUCUUUAUUAUCAAGCUUUGAAAAGGGCUACAAAUGCCAUAUUUUUGUGCAGGUCAGUUUAUAGAUUUGUGUGAGAAACGGACUGAAUGUUUUAGUCAUAAUUCAGUGAAAUCUUGCCUUGCUGCAGCUCUCAAAUCAAACACGUGUUAAUGUUGCAAGUGCCAAAUUUGCCUGUUUUUAUUGUGAGAUUUACAAAAUGGCAAGUUUUUGUCAUAUUUGUUUGUUUUUUUUGCAAGUAGGACCAGUUUAUUUUCUUUCAUUCUCAGUUGAAAAGGUUACAAAUACAUGUUUGUCACUGCUAGCACUGUAUAUGUUUUUAGAUAUGGAUACUUCUUGAUUGCCAAUCACAAUAUUUUAUAAAUGUUGUUUUUAUGAUUUGGAUUUGCCACUAACAGUCGUCUGUAUCUAUAUUGUUAUGAAUGAAUCACAUUGUGUAAACACUGAUUAAGGCUUUAUUUGUCCAUACAUGAACAACAAGCCAUUUCUCAAAGAGAAACUAAUCAGCUGUUGAUCUUUCAAAGCGAAUAAAGAUUUGUCAAAUGUU